Molecule: messenger RNA, 522 nt
Organism: Perognathus longimembris pacificus (Pacific pocket mouse)
Lineage: Eukaryota; Metazoa; Chordata; Mammalia; Rodentia; Heteromyidae
Gene: Urad
Product: ureidoimidazoline (2-oxo-4-hydroxy-4-carboxy-5-) decarboxylase
Exons: 2
Coding region: 1-522 (173 amino acids)
Biological process (GO): allantoin metabolic process
Molecular function (GO): carboxy-lyase activity
Source: RefSeq, a predicted model, not a curated record
AUGGACAUGGCGAAGGUCAACUCUAUGGACUUCGGGGAAUUUGUGGAUGUGUUUGGAAACGUCAUUGAACGAUGUCCUCUGGUUGCAGCUGCUGUCUGGUCCCAGCGUCCGUUCUCUGACCUAGAAGAUCUGGAAAAGCAUUUCUUUGCUUUUAUUGAUGCUCUUCCACAGUCAGGCCAGGAGGGCAUCCUGCGUUGCCACCCGGACCUGGCGGGUCGCGAGCAACAGCAGGGCACGCUCACAGCAGAGUCUCAACGAGAGCAGAGCAGCGCGGGCCUGACGAGCCUGGGCGCGGACGAGCGGCGGCGCCUGACGGAGCUCAACGCGCAGUACCGCGCGCGCUUCGGCUUCCCCUUCGUGCUGGCCGCGCGUCUCAGCGAGCGGGCCGCGGUGCUCCGCGAGCUGGCGCGCCGGCUGCACUGCCCGCCCGCGCACGAGCUGCGCACCGCCCUGGGCGAGGUGAAGAAGAUCGGCCACCUGCGCCUCGCCGAUCUGCUCCUGUCAGAUCCCUCCAGGCUGUAG